AUGGCACAAGGAGUUGCCACUGAUGCUACUGCCAGGCGCGGUGGCCGAGGUAGCCGCGCUGGCAUACGUACCUAUCGCCUGUUGAUAUGCUUCAACCAAUCCAUGGAUCCAUCUGCAAGGCAAUCGGUCCUAUCACCUCAGGCGCCAAGCUUCCCAUCUAUCAACAUUCGGGACGCUACAUCCCAAUCCGCUCCUAUCAUCACCAGCCCGGCAGAACCUUUGUUUAUCAAGUUUGAGGAAAUGUUCUGUCGCCACCCAGUUCCCCCCGAGCAUGACUUUGAAGUCUCACUCGAUGAGUUGGAAGAGAUCUCAAGCGACGUCUGGAUAGAGCAAGGCCUAUAA
Molecule: messenger RNA, 342 nt
Organism: Penicillium samsonianum
Lineage: Eukaryota; Fungi; Ascomycota; Eurotiomycetes; Eurotiales; Aspergillaceae
Exons: 2
Coding region: 1-342 (113 amino acids)
Source: RefSeq, a predicted model, not a curated record